AUGGCGAGGGAAACUAAUACAAGGGCAACGCAUCUCCAACCUGAGAAAAGUCAAGCCAGCUCAAAUCAUGGAGAGGAUGACAACAAUCAUGCAUCAUUUCACCCGCACCACAUCACACUCGAGACCUUCCACAAGCUGCUAUCCCACUACCCUUCAACGGUAGAGCGAGUGCACCGGGACAAGCUGAUACUGAAGCUGCAGUCGAAGGCAGGGAAGGGAUCAAAGCGCAAGGCGGAUACGAAGGCAGAGUUCGACCCGUCCGACGAGAAACAAAUUCUCGAAGAGACGGAUAAGUUUCUUCAGCUUGACCGGUGGCGGUACGAGGUUCUGCCGAAGAUUAUCGCGGAGCGGGCGAAUGGGGUUGGUCAGAAAGCAGUUGCGCCGAAGGGAGUGCAUUUGCUCAAGGAGGAGUUAGUGGACAUCGUGGAAUGGAAGACAAAACAUGGAGUCUCCCGUCCCAUGCUUAUGGGAAUGGUGAAGACUAACCAAGUCGCGACAAUCACCAAGUCUACAUCUACAGCUUUCGCCGCCCUCCCGGAUGUGGACCCUGUAGUUGCACCAAAUCAUGCAUUCCCCAGAGCUAGUCUGGACUCCCUUACAGCCCCUAUCCGUGGCGUUGGCCCGGCUACUGCAUCCUUGAUUUUAUCCAUCGCCACGGUCUUCGGUGAUGCCAAGAAACAAGUUCCUUUUUACAGCGACGAUGUGUACCUUUGGCUAUGUUUGACUGAUUUUCCAGAAGGUCCGGAUUACAAAAAGCAGAAGCCUUCUAAAUACAAGAAGCCCAAUGGGGAGUUGAUUGCUAAGUACAAUUUGAACGAGUAUCGAGACCUCUGGAAUGCCGCACAGGCGCUGCGGGCACGGCUGAACGAUGGCGUUGGAGAGAGUUAUAGGGAUGGACCUGUGUCAUUUAUUGAUAUUGAGAGGGCUGCUUAUGUGCUCCGCAAUAUCGCUGUCUCGGAAUACUAUGCCAGUCAAGAACCGGAGGCUCGUUUAAACACUGUGAAGGAUGUGGUGGAUAACCAGCUUCCAAAGGAAUCAAAGAAAGCAGUUGAUGAGCUUGGCACAAGGCGUAGUAAGAGGAUAAAGCAAGAAGCUAUGUGA
Molecule: messenger RNA, 1101 nt
Organism: Penicillium digitatum Pd1
Lineage: Eukaryota; Fungi; Ascomycota; Eurotiomycetes; Eurotiales; Aspergillaceae
Source: RefSeq, a predicted model, not a curated record